AUGGAAACUAGAGAGGGGAUGCGUCAUGGGCUGCGCUUAACUGAUGCAGUGUUUUCUUGGUCUUUGAGAGAUGUGAUGAACCAAAAUUUGUACAGAAACAAGGUUAAGGAAAUCCCAGAGACUUUCUUGUCCACAAAUCAUUACCUAAAGUCGUUCAUCUAUCCACUUCUUGAAGAAACACGUGCGGAUUUGUGUUCAAACAUAAACUCGCUCCGUAAUGCCCCUGCUUGUGAGGUCUUGGAUGUUAAAACCUCUAAGGAUUUCAAGCUUCCUAAAGAUCUGUUCUACGAAGUUCGCUUGAAGACAGGUAGAGAGGGUGAUGAUGGUGAGGCAAGAACACCAUAUAAACCAGAGGCUGGAAAUCUGAUUGCGUUUUCUGAUGUGAGGCCUAAGCGCAGUGAGGAUCUGAACAGACCAAAGACACCUUAUCUCAUUGCUGAAGUGCUGGGCAAGGAAGAUGAAGGUUCAGAUUGGGUUUCCAUCCUGUCUUCAAAGCCCAUUACCUUCCGGAGAAUGGAAGUGGGAGCUAAGCUUUUUGUUGUUCAUCUUACUAGUUUGACAACGAAUGUUCGCAUAUGGAAUUGUCUGAAUGUGUACCCAGAAACUCCAAACUUAAAGUUGAUAAAAACAGUGUUGCAAAGUGAUCCAAAUGAUGGAGAAGGAAAUUGUGACCAUUGCACUCAGAGAGAAACUGAAGAAACUGUGUUAUUGAAUGCUAUUCAUUCCCUUGGAUUGGAUGAUUCCCAGGAAAACGCUGUUCUGAGCCGUGUAGAAUCAAGAGAAACUGAAGAAACUGUGUUAUUGAAUGCUAUUCACUCCCUUGGAUUGGAUGAUUCCCAGGAAAAGGCCGUUUUGAGCUGUGUAAAAGCGGCACAAUGUGUUCACAAAAAUUCUGUUAAGCUGAUUUGGGGUCCUCCUGGAACUGGGAAAACAAAGACAGUUGCCUCCUUGUUAUCUGUCCUCUUCGAUAUGAAAUGCAGAACUUUAACUUGUGCUCCAACAAACAUUGCAGUUGUAGGAGUUACGAAGCGGCUUAUGGAACUGAUAAGGCAUAGUGAUUCUCUCCAGUACGAUACUUAUGGUCUAGGAGACAUUGUUUUGUGUGGCAAUGGGGAAAGAAUGAAGGUCAAAGAUAAUGAGGAUCUACUGGAUGUGUUUCUGGAUCAUCGUGUUGAUGCUCUUGCUCAGUGUUUGUCACCAGUUGAUGGUUGGAAAGUGGAGUUAAAUUGGAUGAUACAUUUGCUUGAGGUACCUGAAGAGGAAUAUAACAAGUACUUGAAAGAAAUAGAAGAAAAUACUAGUAGUAGUAGUAGUAGUGAAGAUGAUUGCAAUGGAGAUGUUACAGUUUGGACAUUUGAGGAAUUCAUUUUGAACGAGUAUGAAUCCUUGGCGGAGCGAAACCUGGAAGACGGAUCUAUGGACUUGAGGGGAAUGAAUUUUGUUUUUUCUAGGUGGGGAUUGGAAACAACAAAAUCAGAGUGUGUUGCAAUACUGACACUUCUUUGUGACGAGAUUGUUCUCCCAGACUUUUCUGAGAAGUUUGAAAUUCGACGGUUUUGUUUGAAAGAAGCUGUCUUGAUUUUCUCUACUGCCUCGGCUUCAUUCACUUUGCACACUGAAUUUAUGAUUCCAACAGAGAAAUUGCCUGAUCACCUUAAAGUGUUUAAGCGAGUAGAGGUGUUGGUUGUUGAUGAAGCUGCUCAGCUUAAAGAAUGUGAAUCCACUAUUCCUUUGCAGCCACCCGGGCUUCGCCAUGCUAUACUCAUUGGAGAUGAGAAACAAUUGCCAGCAAUGGUUCAGAGCAAGAUGUGUGAGAAGGCUGAUUUUGGGAGGAGCUUGUUUGAGAGGCUGGUUAAAUUAGGACACAGAAAGCACCUCCUCAACAUUCAAUACAGAAUGCACCCCUCAAUUAGUUUGUUCCCGAAUAAGAAGUUCUAUAAUGAGAAGGUCAUGAAUGGUCCUAAUGUGAUGAAAAUAGGAUAUGAGAAGCGAUUCCUUAGAGGAAACAUGUAUGGACCUUUUUCAUUCUUUAAUGUAAGCCAAGGAAAGGAGGAGCGUAAUGGCAAAAGCAGUAGUAAAAACGUUGCAGAAGUUUUCGCAGUAGCUGAGAUUGUUGCUAUGCUGUAUAGAGAGUCUCUAGCUUCAAAACAAAGACUUCGUGUUGGCUGCAUUUCACCAUAUAAGGCUCAGGUUUUCGCAAUUCAAGAAAAGCUUGGCAAGAAAUACAGCACAGAUGAGGAGAGUGAGUUCUCUGUGAAUGUUCAGUCUGUGGAUGGGUUUCAAGGCGGAGAAGCAGACGUGAUCAUCAUAUCUACAGUGCGGUCUAAUGAAAGGGGAACCGUGGGCUUCUUGUCCAACUUUCAGCGAACAAAUGUGGCUCUCACUCGAGCUAGAUACUGCCUUUGGGUAUUAGGCAACAGUGACACCUUGAUCAGUAGCAGUUCGGUUUGGAGGGACUUAGUAAUGGAUUCCAAGGCCCGUGGUUGCUACUACGAUGCCUGCCGUGACAAGAACCUGGAACAAGCAAUUGCAGACUCAUCUGAUGACUUAACAACUAAGAUUUCUGCAUUUAGCCUUAGGGAUGAACCUGGAUUUUCUUCCGAAUCCUUUUUGGAAUGGGAGGACCUUCUGAAUCAGAGCUUGGGUUUCACUUAA
Molecule: messenger RNA, 2655 nt
Organism: Ipomoea nil (Japanese morning glory)
Lineage: Eukaryota; Viridiplantae; Streptophyta; Magnoliopsida; Solanales; Convolvulaceae
Product: probable helicase MAGATAMA 3
Exons: 8
Coding region: 1-2655 (884 amino acids)
Molecular function (GO): helicase activity
Source: RefSeq, a predicted model, not a curated record